Molecule: messenger RNA, 669 nt
Organism: Schistocerca gregaria
Lineage: Eukaryota; Metazoa; Arthropoda; Insecta; Orthoptera; Acrididae
Exons: 4
Coding region: 1-642 (213 amino acids)
Source: RefSeq, a predicted model, not a curated record
AUGCAGACAGUGGCGCCAUGGACCCUCGGCCAGCUGUCGUCCCCCGAAUGCUGGCAGCUGCUGCGGCGCGGCUCCCAGGAGCAGAGUGGAGCGCCGUACUUCGGACUGGCGGCGCGGUGUGCGCGCUCGCAGCGCUCGCAGCUCGCCAUGGUCGAUGACGUCACGCGGCGCCAGUGCGAGCAGCUGGCGGCCCGCAAGGAGGCGCUCGCGUUCAGCUACAGCAGCCGCGGCCGCCAGUGCCUCGUCAACGCCUGCCCCGAGAUCGGCGCACGGGCCAGCCUCGCCGCCGACCGCCGCUUCCUCUACUACAGCCGCUACUCCGGCAGGGCUCGCGUGCCGCUGAGCUGCUACCUGUACCGUGCGUGGGCGCCACGGCACCCUCGCACCACCGGGCCCGACAACGGCUGCGUCACGCUGGACUCCAGCGGCCGCUGGAGAACCACGCGCUGCGCCCAGCGGCACGCCUUCCUCUGCGAGCUCUUGCCUCCUGAACGCCGUUCUCCAGGCUCCGGUGCUGUAAAAGGUGACCUGACAGCGGGAGGAAUCACUUCUGAGGACGUAACAGUUCUGGAUUACUGCAGUAAAAAUGACUCAAUGUUGAGAAAUAAGCAGCCAGAUUUAUGGGCCAGAGAGCUAAAAUAAACAUAAGUAUUCAAUAAAGACGAUCCA